GGUCCGUGUGUGGCGGGGCGAGACGUCGGCGAGGAGGCGUCCAGCUAAAUCGGAGAAGGCGCUUUUACGUGGAUUUGACAUGCCCAGAUUGCCCUACCAUGGACACAGAAAUGAUUCCCAAGUUUUCUUCAAAGGACGAGGAAGUUGAUUACUGGAAGUCUCUGUCUCUCAAAUAUAAGAAAAGCUACCAUGAUGCCCGGGAGGAACUGCAGGAGUUCCAAGAGGGGAGCAGGGAGCUGGAGGCGGAGCUGGAGGCCCAGCUGGGCCAGGCCGAGCACCGCCUACGAGACCUCCAGGUUGAGAACCAGAGACUGAAGAGCGAGGUGGAUAACCUCAAGGAGAAGCUGGAGCAGCAGUAUGCACAGAGUUAUAAGCAGGUCUCCAUGUUGGAGGACGACCUGGGCCAAACACGCAGCAUCAAGGACCAGCUCCACAAAUAUGUGCGAGAGCUGGAGCAGGCCAACGACGACCUGGAGAGAGCCAAGAGGGCUACAAUAGUAUCCCUGGAGGACUUUGAGGGGCGUUUGAACCAAGCCAUUGAGAGAAACGCCUUUCUAGAGAGCGAGCUGGAUGAGAAGGAGUCUCUCUUGGUCUCAGUGCAGCGGCUGAAGGAUGAGGCGCGAGACCUGAGGCAGGAGCUUGCAGUACGGGAGAGGACCACGGAUAGGAUGUCGGCCCCCAGCUCACCCACCUCAGACAUCGAUAAGAUGGACACAGCGGUCCAGGCAUCUUUGUCCCUCCCUGCCAUGCCUGUUGGGAAGGGCAUAGAGCUCCCCUUCGUCAGCUCUAAAGCAUUGACCAAUGGCUGUGGCAGCUCUUCGCUCACUCCAUCUGCUAGAAUCUCUGCUCUUAACAUUGUCGGGGACCUGCUGAGGAAAGUUGGGGCUCUGGAAUCCAAAUUAGCCGUGUGCCGGAACUUUGCCAAGGACCAGGCAACGAGAAAAAACCACCCGACAGCCAACGGGAAGCUCAUCAACAGCAGUGCCACCCAGUUCUCCCAUGCAUUGCACACCACUUAUUUUGACAAAACUACUGUAAAUGGACUGGACCCCAGCUCAUUGACCUCUGUGGCAGUAUCCAGAGCAGUGUCUCCUCCUGGCAUGCUUCCUCUAAAUUUUUGCUGAUCCGUUGAUAAGCGUCACCCUCUUCUCAUUUUCAAAGCUUAGUUUGGAAGUUUUCAUCAGACGUGGGAGGUCACUCAGAGUACCAUGUGAGCCUGCUGUCU
Messenger RNA from Lampris incognitus (smalleye Pacific opah), 1225 nucleotides. It is a transcript of the gene ndel1b, whose product is annotated as nudE neurodevelopment protein 1-like 1b. Gene Ontology annotation, molecular function: microtubule binding. The transcript has 10 exons. Gene Ontology annotation, cellular component: centrosome; kinesin complex; kinetochore. Lineage: Eukaryota; Metazoa; Chordata; Actinopteri; Lampriformes; Lampridae. The coding region runs from base 99 to 1124 and encodes 341 amino acids. The record is from RefSeq and is a predicted model, not a curated record. Gene Ontology annotation, biological process: vesicle transport along microtubule; chromosome segregation; cell migration.